AUGCCCGAACUUUCAUUGAAGGUCACCAUCGACAAUGGAGGGGAAGAUGAACAACAAACAGAAGAGAGUCUCAACAGAAUCUCUCAUGAUUUCAAACCAAGUGAUUCCCUUCCCAGUUCUGACGAGAAGAACGACGAUGAAGGCAAUGAUCACAGCAUGGACUGUUUCGUCGCCAUUGCAUCUGCUGUGGAAUUAUCCAUCAAUCCUCAAGUUACUGCAUCAUCAUCCAUUGCAGCUGUCUUUGUACCACCUUCCCUGGUUGACAAUCUUCUACAAAUUUACACCACAACCACUGCCACUCGGAACCCACACAAUGGGGGAUCUUGUUAUUGGAUUCCAGACGAGCACACCAGGCAAAUAGCUGAAGCACUCUUACCUUCUGUUCAUUCAUCCUUGAUAAGCGCCAGAAUACGAGGGAUAAUACUACACUCGACAAAAUUCGACCACAUCAAUGCACCUUCCUCAAUUUUAUUGCUGGAGAUCAUGGAUAUCACCAUGACAGAUGUCUUAGAAAUCGCAAAUGGAGAAUCGAUGGCGUCCAACAAAACAGCCGUACUCAAAAUUUUACCUAUUGCAUCCAUACAAUUCACUUCGAAAUCAAAUCCAAUCGAAGGAGUGGAAGAAGAAAAGCUGGCCGAGCCAGAGAACCAAGCGCUCCUGAUUCCCUCAUGUCCCGUGUGCUUGCAUCGAAUUGAUGCUAAUCGAUUGGGUUUACCGAGACCGCGAAUCGAACAACUUUGUUCCAGCUAUUGUUCCCUACCUGAUUUUGACUCGGCCAAUUCUCAAUACAAACCCAACUGUCAUCGACAAGCGUAUUUGGAUCCUUGGCCAUUGCCGGCCAAGUGCAAAGUUUGUCUUGUCAUUCAAAACUAUUGGUUUCAAAAUGGAUACCAUCAUCGCCAUGAUGAAUCCAAUGACUUGUUUUGUGGAGGGUGUGGGAUGCACAAGACACUCUGGGUUUGUUUGACGUGCAGCUUUGUCGGAUGUGGUCGCUACACCAACAAGCAUUCCGUCGAUCACUUUCAAAAGACCAACCAUCCAUUUGCAUUGGAACUGGCCACUUUGCGAAUAUGGGAUUACACGCAUGGAGAGUAUGGUGGUUUUGUUCAUCGGGUAGACUUGUUGGAUUGUCCAUCGUCGCCCAUUCUUUGCCAUCCAUGGAUAUCACGGCCGCAAGGAUUUGAUGCACAUGCAUCCGCGGCAGCGGCUUCACAACAACAAAGGGGACAUGUCGAGGUGGAAAAAAUGCCAAAGAAAGCAACCAUCAUUGGGGAAGAAUAUGAAGUUCUAUUGCAAAGUGCACUGGAAGAUCAAGCACAAUUCUACGAGGGGGAGAUCACACGCUUGCGAGCCGAAUUUACUGGGGAGAAUAUCGAUAUGUCAACUCUAUCCAAAGAAGAACAGCGACAAAUUGAGGAACUUAAGGCCGAGAUUAAGAAGUUGAGGGGGUCGAUUGAUAGCAUGGGUCAAGACUAUGUUCAAUCGAAAGAACAAGAAGCAUCGCAACGAAAUGCCUCCCAACGAUUGUUGCGUGAGCAGCAGGAGGCCAAAGAAAUGUUAAAAGAGAUUGAAAAGGAGGCCAAAGAAGAAGCCGAAAAGGGAAAGUUUCAAGUAGAAGAUUUGGAACAACAAGUGAGUGAUCUCACUGCAAACCUCCGCAUGAUGCAACAGUUUUCGCGGAGUGCCGAAUUGCAAGAGGCCCAAAUCUUUGGUACGACAACUGCCACUGCACCCAACAAUGCUUCCAAACGAAGGGGAAAGAAAAAGGGAAGGAACAGUCGGCGAUAG
Messenger RNA from Cylindrotheca closterium, 1788 nucleotides. The record is from the annotation of a GenBank genome assembly. Lineage: Eukaryota; Bacillariophyta; Bacillariophyceae; Bacillariales; Bacillariaceae.